AUGUCCUUGAUAACGAGCAAGCAAUUAAUUGAUGCCCUGGUCGUUGUCAAGAGUGAACAGAGUAAAGAUGAAUGUCACAACAACCUGACCAUGAGUCUAGAGAAAGCUAAAGGAAGAAAGUAUGAAAAAAUUACAACAGUUAGCUUGGUAGAAAUUAAUGAGAAUGGAGUCAUCAAGAAAAUUAUGUUUCCAGCUCCAGCUGGUGCAGUCUCAGAUGUUACAAACAUUCCUAAUGCUACAACCAGCAGAGCAAAGUCUUCAAGAUCCAGGACAAAAGCUUCUCAAAGUGCUUCAAAAACUUCAAAUCAGAGUAACAUGUCGUGUAACACCACACCUCUGCUUUCAAUUGCACCAAACCCGAGUUUAGUUCAAAAUUUUGCAAUCCUCCCAAGAGCUUCUAAUCAACCACCACAAAAUGUUGUCAACGUUCCACUGCAAAUGAAUCAAACAAAUCCUGUAAACAACAAGCCCUUAAUUUUAAACAAUAUGAGCAAUUCCUCUGGUUUACAAAGUCCUCAAACAAUAAUCGUUCGUAAUUCACAGCCUAACAGCUGCAAUUUCAACAUGAACAACAACACAAAUCAGAUGAUGAUGCAACAGAGCCAAGUGAUGUUACAACAGCAACCACCAAUUAUAAUUCAACAGCCUCUUAUGAAUCCAGGCUUGCAACAGAACGUUGUCUAUCAGUCACCAGGCAGCCAGCAGGUCAUUCACAUUCAAGGAAACAGUUUUCAAAGCAACAAUAGUGGUCAGUGCUGGGUACAAAAUCAAUUCAUUCCAUCCCAAAAUGGCCAACAACAGUUUGUGCAAGUCUCAAACAACCUGAACAACAAUACUGCUGUACAAUAUCAAAUUGUGAACCCACAGAGAAAUUACAUUGAGCAAUCAAGUCUCAAUGUGGCAACAAAUUCCAAUCCCCCGAUCUUCAUCCAACCACAGCCCCUCAGCAAUGCCAUUGUAAUAUCACCCAACAACCAAAGAACUGUCUACAUAAACCAGCCCAACGGCUUGACAUCACAGAUCCAGGACCACAGCAACAUCCAACAACAGCCCAACAUUAUUACGGUCAAUAGUAACAAAAAUAACAUGAACAACAUCAAAAGCAAUCAGAUGAUCAUUCAAGUAAACAAUAACAAUGCACCACAGCCAGUUCAGCAAUCAAUGCUUCAAAACAAAAUUUCUAACAUAGUUUAUUCAAUGCAGACUCAAACAGUUACAAAUCCAAUGGUAAUUUCCAAUGCUAAUAUCACGAUGCCUGCAAACAAUUAUGCUUCUCAGAAAUUAAGGAUGGUAGAAAUCAGACCGAGCAAUGAGAAUUCACCUGCAAAUGCGCCUGAGAAAGAUGUUAACACGAAGGUUGCAAUUCCUAGAUUGAACAAAACUACCUCAAAUCAGGUUAACAAAACUUUCAAAUGUAAAAAAGUUGGUGGGGCAGUGAGAAAUAACCCGCCAGAGAAACCUCGCCUGAACGUCAUUGCACCUGUCAGUGAUGAGCCCAAUGUCGGCAGCAAAGCAAAUUUAAAAGUUAAUUUAUUCAAUGAGGAAAAAACUGAUCAGGAUGAUGUUCAUAGUGGUGGUUUCAAAUUGAAUGUGGAAUCGCAAUUAAACGGCAGCAUUAAUAACGACGAUGUCAAAUGCACACUUGAAAGCCCAUCGAAGAACGUGUCGCCCACAAACAACAACCAAGGCAGCUCGCCACAUAUCAACAGCAGCAGCAACAACAACAAAACAUCACUGAACAACAAAAAUGCUCCAUUUAUUCUGUUCAAUAAUCUCUCUGCUGCACCACAGAAACAAAGCAUGGAAAACGAAGCAAAACGAUUAGAGGCCAUGAAAUCGUACAGACAGAUAAGACCCAAACCGACAACAGCUACUACACCAACCACACCACCGGCAGCCACAACUAUCAACAAACAGUUGAAUGAAAAUAGUGAAUUAGUGAAAGAAGAUAACGACAACAGCAAGAAUGGAGAGAAUUUGAAUGAUAAAAUCCCAGCAAAAAGAAAAAAGUUGGCAAUUGUUGAAAAUGAUUUGGCAAUAGCCCAGAUGUUGAGUAAUGAAGAUGAUUCAGACAGUGAAGGUGAUUUCGAAGACUGCGGUAGAAGCAUACAGAGAGCGAGGAAAGGUAGAAAAACUAUGUCUACAGACAAAUCUUAUAAAUGUAAAAAUUCUGUGUCACAAGGAUCGCUUCGUCACUACCCGAGAACGAGAUCCUCAACGAAAAUGAAUAAACAUUAA
Helobdella robusta is the source of this 2238-nucleotide messenger RNA. RefSeq lists its product as hypothetical. Bases 1 to 2238 code for a protein of 745 amino acids. Lineage: Eukaryota; Metazoa; Annelida; Clitellata; Rhynchobdellida; Glossiphoniidae. The record is from RefSeq and is a predicted model, not a curated record. The transcript is spliced from 2 exons.